Molecule: messenger RNA, 2591 nt
Organism: Bursaphelenchus okinawaensis
Lineage: Eukaryota; Metazoa; Nematoda; Chromadorea; Rhabditida; Aphelenchoididae
Source: the annotation of a GenBank genome assembly
AUGGCGGCGUCAGACGAGACCCGGAGGUUGUACAAUGGAGUAUUUCGGUCGAUGAAACGAUCUCACGACAUGUUCGCUCACUCUAAAGAGAAGUUUUUUGAUGGGCCAGAGUCUUCGUAAGUAUAAUAUUGUUUUUAACUUGUUGUUUAGAGACAAACUGUGGAGAUCAAUCAAGGAGAAGAACGAAUACAAAGCUGUCUUAAACGCAGAAAAGGAAGCCAAGAAGGCAAAGGUGCAGGAACUGUUGAAUCUGCCACAGAAUGAGCCGAGUCUUCUUGACAGUACGAAGGUCAAGAGGGAUCAACUGCUUUCGAUUGAAGGAUCAGCUGGAUCUGGAGGAAGUGGUGCUCUAAGUACGAUAGACAAAAAGAAGAAUAAUGACAACUCGAUCAGAGCGUUGUUACCUUCGAAAUCUUCGCUUAUUGUGAAGCCGAAAUGGCAUCCGCCUUGGAAGCUUUACAGAGUAAUCUCGGGACAUACUGGCUGGGUCAGAUGUGUUGAUGUAGAGCCUAACAAUGAAUGGUUUGCCACUGGAGGAUCGGAUCGUGUUAUAAAGGUGUGUUUAGACUUAUUUAUAAUAGUUUAUGUUUGCAUUUACAUGUUCGAUCUAGGGAUUGGUGUUUUUUGUGCUUGUUGAAUGUCUAUGAUAAUAUGAAACUAUCUAUUUUGCCUCUAUGUGCUUCUCGUGACUAAUAACUUAUGUUACAGAUAUGGGAUCUAGCUACAGGACAGUUGAAGUUAUCUUUAACUGGUCACAUUAGUUCAGUGCGAGCGGUAAAGGUAUCCCAAAGGCAUCCAUACUUGUUCAGCGGUGGAGAAGAUAAACAGGUACUUUUCUAAUUUAUUUUUAUAGUAUUUAGGUCGUUUUUCGGAUAUUUAUUAUAUUUCCAAAGUUCGUUUAAGAAACAUAAGUCAAUUUUAGGUGAAAUGUUGGGAUCUCGAAUAUAACAAAGUCGUGAGACACUAUCAUGGACAUUUGAGUGCGGUGCAAGACCUGGCUUUACAUCCAAUGUUGGACUUGUUGAUAUCUACAGCCAGAGAUUCAACAGCCAGAGUCUGGGACAUCAGGACAAAAGCGCAGGUAUUUUGUUUGAGUGGACACACAGAUACUGUAGCUUCAGUAGUAUGUCAAGAUAUGAAUCCUCAAGUAAUUACGGGAAGUCACGACUCUACUAUAAGAUUGUGGGAUCUGGCUGCUGGAAAGAGUGUUUGUACGUUGACGAAUCACAAGGUAAGAACUUUAUUUAUUGGAAUAUUUAUUUUAAUUUGUAAUUGAUUGUAUGAUAGUUUUUAUAAAGAUAAUUAAGUAUUGUACAGUAAAACAUAAUAUAUUUAUUUUAGAAAAGCGUUCGAUCUCUCUGUCUUCAUCCUACUCUGGCUAUGUUUGCAUCAGGUUCAACCGAUAACAUCAAGCAAUGGAAGAGUGGCAACGGGACCUUCUUCCAAAACCUGAGUGGUCAUAAUACCAUGAUAAACACAUUGGCGGUAAAUGAAGACGGUGUCAUGGUAUCUGGAGGUAAGGAGUAAACAGAGUGUUUUUGUGUGGAAAUUGAAUGUCUUGGUAAAUAUUUGCGAAACUUUUAAAGAAGUUCGUAAUUGAUAAGGAUUGCUGGUUACGCUGUAAAUUGUGUGAUUGAUUGAGUACGAUAAAGCAAAGUAUUUGUUAACAGUGCUCACAGUAUACUACUGAAACGUAUCUGAUGACAAAAGCGGUUUUAUGAUAGCGAUACUUAAUGAAUGUUGACCUUUUUUAUACAAAUAGUUGUAAGAUUUUGGUAUACUAUAGUAUCUAAUUGAAGAAAAUGCUAUUUAAGGACUCAGUAAUCUGUAUUUUGCAGGAGAUAAUGGUUCCAUGCAUUUCUGGGAUUGGGACUCUGGAUUCUGUUACCAACGUGAACAUCCUCCUUCACAACCAGGCUCUAUUGACUCGGAAAGUGGUAUCUUCGCAUUAACAUACGAUAAGUCUGGCAGAAGAUUGAUCUCCGCUGAAGCCGACAAGUCCAUCAAAAUGUGGAAAGAGGAUCCAGACGCUGUAGGUUUUUUAAAACAUUGUGUGCAUCUACAUGGUCUUGUCAAAAAAAAAUUCAAUAUUUUAGGUAUUUAAUAUAUAAUAAUAUUUUAUUGUAAGCUUAAUAGGGUUAAGAUUGUUAAGUUUCUGAAGGUGUAGUCUACUUUAAGGAAAUGUAAAACCACGCCUGAUAUUGCUUUGUGAAUGGAAUCAAUUAGAAAUGUUGUGUCUUAUCACGCUUUACAAUGUUAAGGUCAUCUUUUUACUCCGAAUUGAUCUUUAGUUUAAUAGCUACCGUAGAAGGGAGAGGGGCCGUCGUGAUAGUCGUGGCAUGUUUACUAUUAUAAUAUAGAUAACUGCCAUUGAAAAGGUUAAAAACUAUGUUAACAACAUUGUGCCUAUUUUUAGAAGUAUAGGUAUAAAUAGCUUGAACUGUAUGUUUACUGUUUUGUCAUCACCAGGAAUGUCUAUUGUGAUAAUAGCUAUUGUUUUGUCAUUAACCGCUAAUUCCCUUUAUUUUCAGACCGAAGAGACUCAUCCGAUUGUAUGGAGGCCCGACGUGCUGAAGAAGUCACGUUACUGA